AUGUUCAGGAAGAGGAAUGUGAAGGGCAGCCAACAGAAGAAGGCUGCUCUGCGUGUGGUGGAGGACGAUGUUGAGUGUUUGGCCACCCCACCUGUUGUCCCCGCGAAGAAAAGGAAGAUCAGGGAGCUGGACGAUACCAGCCGGUCGGCGGUUCGGGCGUCGGGGUUUGGGAGAGACCACGUGAGCGCCGGCACGCAAGAGGCGGUGGCCCGGGCAACUGAUGAUGCACCAGACAGACGGGCGGAGUCGUCCGGGGCGCGGACAGCGGUCGGGUCGAACGUGCGCACGCGCGUGGUGAUGGACUACCAACCGGACGUGUGCAAGGACUACCGGCAGACGGGGUUCUGCGGGUACGGUGACUCGUGCAAGUUCCUGCACUCGCGGGACGACUUCCGCGCGGGGUGGCGGCUGAACGAGGAGUGGAAGGUGGGCCAGACAGAGGCGCGCGACCUGGACUCGAUCCCGUUCCGCUGCGUUCUGUGCCGCGGGCACUACCGGGCGCCGGUCCGUACGCGGUGCGGACACUAUUUCUGCGGGGGCUGCUUUGCGCGGCGGGUGCGGGAGACACGGCAGUGCGCGGUGUGCGGGGCGGACACGCAGGGCGUAGCGCAGAGCGCAGCACGGCUGCGCGAGCUGCUAGCGGCGGGUGCGGGGGCCGGUGACAGCCCGGACGACACGCCCGCAGAGGAAGAGCCGCGGAGCCCGGGGGAGCCAGCGGCGGGCGAGGAGCGGCGAGGAGCGGAGAGCGGAUAG
Eremothecium gossypii ATCC 10895 is the source of this 753-nucleotide messenger RNA. RefSeq names its product U2-type spliceosomal complex subunit CWC24 (gene CWC24). The coding region runs from base 1 to 753 and encodes 250 amino acids. Lineage: Eukaryota; Fungi; Ascomycota; Saccharomycetes; Saccharomycetales; Saccharomycetaceae. Gene Ontology annotation, biological process: snoRNA splicing. The record is from RefSeq and is marked provisional. Gene Ontology annotation, molecular function: metal ion binding. The transcript has a single exon. Gene Ontology annotation, cellular component: U2-type spliceosomal complex.